This is a messenger RNA of Hirundo rustica (Barn swallow), 2177 nucleotides long. RefSeq names its product dipeptidyl peptidase 7 (gene DPP7). Lineage: Eukaryota; Metazoa; Chordata; Aves; Passeriformes; Hirundinidae. Gene Ontology annotation, cellular component: vesicle. Gene Ontology annotation, molecular function: serine-type exopeptidase activity; dipeptidyl-peptidase activity. The record is from RefSeq and is a predicted model, not a curated record. Bases 56 to 1540 code for a protein of 494 amino acids. The transcript has 13 exons. Gene Ontology annotation, biological process: proteolysis.
CCCUGCAGCAGUUGGUCACGUGACCGUGCCCACGCGGGAGCGCGUAGCGGCUGGUAUGGGGUCGGUGUUGCUGCUCACGGCGCUGCUGCUGCUCCCGCCGCUGCCGUUUGCCCGCGCUUCCGCUGCCCGGGUCGUGCGGCCCGGCCUGGAGGAGCGACUCUUCCCGCAGGUGAAGGACCACUUCAGCUUCGAGACCUUUGGCAACGAGACCUUCCCGCAGCGGUACCUGGUGUCGGCAAAGUUCUGGAAGAAAGGAUUUGGGCCCAUCUUUUUCUAUACUGGCAAUGAAGGUGACAUCUGGACUUUUGCUCAGAACUCUGGCUUCAUAUUUGAAUUAGCAGAGGAACAGCAAGCACUUGUUAUUUUUGCUGAACAUAGGUACUAUGGGAAGUCUCUUCCCUUUGGACUGGAGUCAACACACUUGAAGAAAACUGCUCUGCUCACCGUGGAACAAGCCCUUGCCGACUAUGCAGUGCUCAUUACUGAGCUUAAGAAGGAGUUUGGUGCUGCAGACUGCCCUGUCAUCGCUUUCGGAGGCAGCUAUGGAGGAAUGCUGAGCGCUUACCUGAGGAUGAAAUACCCAAAUGUUGUGGCUGGAGCAUUAGCCGCCAGUGCUCCUCUGCUGUCUGUGGCUGGGCUUGGAGACCCCACCCAGUUCUUCAGAGAUGUCACAGCAGAUUUUCAGAAGUCCAGCCUAGGCUGUGUCACAGCUGUCCGUAAAGCCUUCCAGCAAAUCAAAGACCUGAGCUUGAGUGGAGCCUAUGAUGAGAUCAGCAGCAAAAUGGCCACAUGCAAUAAGAUCUCUAACAAGGAGGCCAUCUACCAGCUGUUUGGGUUUGCUAGAAAUGCCUUCACCAUGAUGGCCAUGAUGGACUAUCCAUACAAAACCGAUUUCAUGGGUGACCUCCCUGCCAAUCCAGUGAAGGUUGGUUGUGACCAAAUUACUGCCCACAAAGACCCAAUUGAAGGCUUGGCUGCUCUUGUUGGGGUGUUCUACAACUCCUCUGGCUUGGUGCAGUGUUAUGACAUAUACCAGCUGUACCAGUCCUGUGCUGACCCCACAGGCUGUGGCACUGGCUCGGAUGCAGAGGCUUGGGACUACCAGGUUUGCACGGAGAUCAACUUAACAUUUAACAGUAACAAUGUGACAGACAUGUUCCCUGAGAUGCCCUUCACAGAGACUAUGCGUGAGCAGUACUGUUGGAACAAGUGGCGUGUGAGGCCGCGAGCACAAUGGCUGCAGACAAACUUUUGGGGGAAAGACCUGAAAAGUACAAGCAACAUCAUUUUUUCAAAUGGAGACUUGGACCCAUGGGCUGCAGGUGGGAUAAACAGCAGCCUCAGCCCUUCACUGAUUGCACUUACCAUUAAAGGAGGUGCCCAUCACCUUGAUCUCCGGGGACACAACCCAGCUGACCCCCCAUCUGUCACAGAGGUGCGCAAGCUUGAAGCCGGGAUCAUCAGCAGCUGGGUGAAAUCUGCAGCCAUGGAGCGGGUGUGGAAGCAGGGCACAGGAGCUGCACCUGGCAGCCAGCCCUGAGCCAUUCCAUCCCUGCAGCCCCUGGGUGCAGCUGCUAAGUACAUGGCAGCCUGCUGUGCUGGUUCUAGGCUGGCUAGCUGGGACACUAUUCUCUCCUCUGCCAUGAUGGUGGGAACUUUCUUUUCCAAAUCGUCCCACCUACACCUCAUUGAGCAUCAAAAGCAAUGCAAAAGGUCAAUCACUGACAGAAGCCAAAACCACAUUUGCCUGCUCAGAAUGAGCUGUUACAAAGGGCAGCAAUACAGAAAGCUUGCCUGGAAGGUUCAAGAUGCAUCACAGCCCUGAACAGGAUCGUUGCAUGAGGCAACCUUAAGGUUGAAACGAAGUUAUUUUUAGAGAAAUACUUGAGGGCUAGUAGAAAAGCAGAGGUAUGAUCAUGACUGACACAGGGUCAUGGUGAGUUCCACUAGUGACCAGUUAUGUAAAACAGACUGUCAGCCAGGGCUGUGGGUGUUUUGGUUUUAACUUGUCCAUGAGAUUCCAGUUGCUGAGAUGAAGAUUUACACAAAAGAACCCUGGUGUGCACUGCUCUCCCUGAAGGGCUGUGUAUUAGUGACCACUGAAGUACACUUCCACUGAAACAUCUUCAGAGCUUUUGAAAAUCAAUUACAUGUAUAUUAAAAUGUGUAAUAUAAAA